GAAUUUUCGAGCAUAUUUGGGUUAUCCAAACCGCGAAAAUUUCGAAUCUCUCCGGAACUCUCGCCGAUCUAGCCUUCUCCGGCCCCAAGAGCGCCGAUCUCCGAUCUCCGAGCUAGGGUUCCUGGAAAUGGCGGCGGAGCAGGGGCAGUGGUUGCUGAUGGCUACGGCCAGGUCCCCGACCAACAUAGCAGUGAUCAAGUAUUGGGGCAAGCGUGACGAGGCGUUGAUCCUUCCAAUCAAUGAAAGCAUCAGCAUCACUCUCGAUCCUGACCACCUCUCCGCCACCACCACUGUCGCCGUCAGCCCUAGCUUCGAUCGCGACCGGAUGUGGCUCAAUGGCAAGGAAAUUUCGCUUGAUGGAGGGAGGUUCCAGAGUUGUCUCAGGGAAAUUCGUAGACGUGCUGAGGAUGUUGAAGACGAGAAGAAGGGAAUUCAUAUAAGGAAGGAAGAUUGGGAGAGAUUGCAUGUACACAUUGCUUCGUAUAACAACUUCCCUACUGCUGCAGGCUUGGCUUCUUCAGCAGCAGGCUUUGCUUGUCUUGCUUUUUCCCUUGCAAAGCUUAUGAAUGUGAAGGAGGAUUGUGGUGAGCUUUCUGCAAUUGCAAGGCGAGGAUCAGGGAGUGCAUGCCGUAGUUUGUUUGGUGGAUUUGUUAAAUGGACUAUGGGAAAUGUAGCUGAUGGAAGUGACAGCACUGCAGUUCAACUUGCCAGUGAAGCACACUGGGAUGACCUGGUUGUUAUCAUAGCAGUGGUGAGCUCCAGGCAGAAGGAAACAAGUAGCACCUCUGGUAUGCGUGAGAGUGUUGAAACAAGCUCGCUUUUGCAUUACAGGGCCAAGGAGGUGGUCCCUAGUCGAAUUUUGCAAAUGGAGAAAGCUAUUAGCUGUCGUGAUUUUGCAACUUUUGCCAAGUUGACCUGCGCAGACAGUAAUCAGUUUCAUGCAGUCUGCUUGGAUACUUCUCCUCCUAUAUUCUAUAUGAAUGAUACUUCCCACAGGAUAAUCAACCUUGUUGAGAAGUUGAACCAAUUUGAAGGAGAACCCCAGGUAGCCUACACAUUUGAUGCAGGACCUAAUGCUGUGUUGAUUGCUAAAAACCGAAAAACUGCAAGCCUUCUGCUUCAGAGGCUACUUUUUUACUUUCCCCCACCAACAGGCAGUGAAUUAACAAGCUAUUUAUUGGGGGACAAAUCGAUACUGCAAGAAUCUGGUGUGCAGUCCAUGAAGGAUGUUGAAGAUUUGCAGCCCCCUCUUGAAACCAAAGACAAGACAAUGGUUCAAAAGUACGUCGGAGAUGUCAGUUAUUUCAUCUGCACUAAAAUUGGCAGAGGUCCGACACUGCUUGCGGAUGAAGGUCAAGCCCUGCUUAGUUCUGAAACCGGGCUUCCGAAGUGAGUUAAUUCUGUAGAAUAACUAUCAACAAUGGCAUUCCCUUAAUAAAGUCAUCAAAGUGUAUCUCUUAUUAGUCAGCCUUUUGGGGUGUUGUUCUCUAAGCUCUGUUGUAAUUUGAUGAACUGAAUCUUGUUGGUACUGAGAAUUGAAUGUUCUAUUUCAUUUUGUUGUUAUACAACUUGUUUUA
Molecule: messenger RNA, 1577 nt
Organism: Dioscorea cayenensis subsp. rotundata (Guinea yam)
Lineage: Eukaryota; Viridiplantae; Streptophyta; Magnoliopsida; Dioscoreales; Dioscoreaceae
Product: diphosphomevalonate decarboxylase MVD2, peroxisomal-like
Exons: 10
Coding region: 128-1393 (421 amino acids)
Biological process (GO): isoprenoid biosynthetic process; isopentenyl diphosphate biosynthetic process, mevalonate pathway
Cellular component (GO): cytosol
Molecular function (GO): diphosphomevalonate decarboxylase activity; ATP binding
Source: RefSeq, a predicted model, not a curated record